Penaeus chinensis is the source of this 459-nucleotide messenger RNA. RefSeq lists its product as uncharacterized. The record is from RefSeq and is a predicted model, not a curated record. The coding region runs from base 1 to 459 and encodes 152 amino acids. The transcript has 4 exons. Lineage: Eukaryota; Metazoa; Arthropoda; Malacostraca; Decapoda; Penaeidae.
AUGCCGCCCACGAGGCACCGCACAGAGAAGAGAACCCGCCCACUCUCUCGUGUCCCUCGAAAGCAGCACCAGUUCCUCGGCCUCGAACUGCCCCACGAGCGAGUGUUCCGCGGCAGCUUCCACGUGCGGAACGGAGACAGAUGGUCGCCCCAGCUGUCGGACCCGAGCAACCCUUCCUACAUCACGACCGCCGAGGCUUACACCGGCCGACUCGAUAGCGUGUACAAGAACUCGGUCUUCAAGAAUGUGUUCAUCCGCGCUGAAGUGUUGGGCUUCGAUAGAGACGAGGACGAUUCCCUGGUGGUGCACUUCAACCUGCACGUCAACUACCGCCGCCUGCACCUGGACGCGGCCGACCUGUACCUCGUCCUCAUGUCGGAGAUCAGGAGCUCCAACUCGGUCGCUCUCCACGGGAUCACUAUCGACGAGGAGACGGUCGAGAUACAAGAAUCCAGCUGA